This is a messenger RNA of Camelina sativa (false flax), 634 nucleotides long. The record is from RefSeq and is a predicted model, not a curated record. NCBI's taxonomy places the organism in Eukaryota, Viridiplantae, Streptophyta, Magnoliopsida, Brassicales, Brassicaceae.
UGUCGAAUAAAAGUUUAGAGGACCAUCUCUUCAGCCGUGGAUCACGCACAUUACCGUGGAGAAAAAGACUCAAGGUCAUGGUUGGUGCAGCUGAAGGAUUGGCUUAUUUACAUGAACCUAAGGUUAUAUAUAGAGAUUUCAAAUCAUCAAAUGUGCUCUUAAACGAUGAAUUCUGUCCGAAAUUAUCGGACUUUGGGCUGGCCAGAGAAGGACCAGAGGGGGACAAUACUCAUGUCACAACCGCACUGUUGGGUGAAGAUGGAUCAUCAAAUUGGACAUGGUGUUGAAGUGACUGGGUUAUCUCCAUCUGUUACUGAGAAAGAUCUUAUUGAUUUCUUCUCUUUCUCUGGUACAAUUGAAUAUAUUGAUAUUGUCAGGUGGCUUUUGUUUCCCAUCUUGAUCUCUCUCACAUUCUCAGGUCUUGUUCUUCACCAUGGAGUUCUCGCCGAAACUGUUAAUCCUGAUGAAGCUAAACAGCUUAGAGACGAGGUAAACACUCCUCAACAGAUCUGGAUUUACUCGCUCUCUCGAUUUUGCUCUGUUGUCCCCAAAUUGAAUUUUCGUUUUCUGGGGACACUUAAAGUCUUAAUCGNGUUGGAUGUUAUGAGUAAAGAAUCUCAUUCUCCUUAUCAAU